This is a messenger RNA of Acipenser ruthenus (sterlet), 3945 nucleotides long. Its product is annotated as protein shisa-8-like. Lineage: Eukaryota; Metazoa; Chordata; Actinopteri; Acipenseriformes; Acipenseridae. The transcript is spliced from 4 exons. Bases 774 to 2015 code for a protein of 413 amino acids. Gene Ontology annotation, biological process: regulation of AMPA receptor activity; regulation of short-term neuronal synaptic plasticity. Gene Ontology annotation, cellular component: AMPA glutamate receptor complex; postsynaptic membrane; postsynaptic density. The record is from RefSeq and is a predicted model, not a curated record.
ACCGCUUGGGGAGCUCAGUAUUUCCAAAGCAGCCGUGGAGAUCAGAGCAAAGAGAGAUGCUCCAGUGAGCUGAUUCUACAAACAAGGGGAUUUCUGAAAAGAGACUAGCUGGUUUUUAUUUAAAAGCUUUUUUUCCCCCCAUAGGAUUAGAGUCAAAAUUAUUAUUUUUUUCUUUCUCGGGGAAACCGUUUUGAUAGCUUUUAAAAUGUUUUCUUUAUAUAUCUCCUGAUUUAACUUCAAAUUAUUUAUGUGAGACAUUUUAUAUGUUUCUUUCAUUAUUUUAUCUGAGAAUCUUUUUCUUAAACAGGAGAAUUUUUAGACCUUUUUUCUCUCUUUUCUAAUUUUUUUUCAACAGAUUUUUGCUGAGUUUUUGAAAAUCCCAAAUGAUAAAAUUGCUGAAUUACUACUGCAAACUAAAGAGAGAAUAAAGCUAUGGUAUAGGAUUGAAGAUUUAUUCAUUUUCUAUCAGAGAGAAAAACAAACUUCAUUCUGAAACAGAAUCAUUAGUGCUUUCUAAUUUGGACUGUUUGAAAAUGCAUUUCUUUUUUUCAAAAAAGUAAUCAAACUUUUUUUUCCAUUUCCCAAAAGAAAGUGGAUUCUUAAAAGUCGAUCCAUAUUGAAUUAUUCGUAUUGCUAUUGGAAGGGGGAACAGAUGUCUUAAAAGAAGGAUUUGGAAUUCCAAAAAGAUUCAGAGAAUUCCAGAACUAUUCAGAAUUUAGGGAUUCGGAAUUCUGUAUUGUCCGUCAAAAAUAAAUAAAUCUGGGACUCUCAAAAUGGACUCUUCCUUUACCGCAAAAAUCUGGACUUACCUCCUAGUGGCUAAUUUGCUAUCGCUCUGGACUCUGGUCACAUUGACUCGCAACUCUAAGGACCUAGAAAUGGACCUGGACGUUCUAUCCAAUCAGACGCUAGCUCCGGAGUACUCCGAGGUCACCCUAGCAACCCCUGGCAGCAGCAACGACCCCACGGUCAUGCCCCUUGGCAGCCGUUGUCGCGGUUACUACGAUGUCAUGGGCCAAUGGGACCCUCCAUUUAACUGCAACCUGGGUGUUUACUUGUUCUGCUGUGGGACUUGUGGCUACCGGUUCUGCUGUCAGUAUAGUCCCAAUCGCUUGGAUCAAACAGCCUGUUCUAACUACGACACCCCCAACUGGGCUAAUACCGGCAAACCCCCAACGCCAGCGAAUGAGAUCCAUGAGGAACAGGAUAAAGACAAGACCAACAUGAUCGUUUAUAUCAUCUGUGGAGUGGUCGCUGUGAUGGUGCUGGUGGGGAUUUUUACUAGACUGGGUCUGGAGAAGGUGCAGGGACCCCAGACUGACCUGAACACAACCAGGGCUCUGACGGAUCUUCUCAAGCAGCCUGGGACAGUGACUGUGGACCAGAUAGGACUGGAGAGAACUGUGGCCUGUGUCCAGGUUCCUAUGGGAGGCAAUGGAGUGACGGGAAUGUCUGAGAGAACAAUGCCGAACAGCGUAGAUCACGGGCAUUUAAACAACGCAAAUCUGGGAUUGAUGAGGGCGCAUAAUAACCUCACCACUUCCAUAUCAAUUCCUGGGUCGCCCUUUAACAGAUACACCUCACUCAAAGCAGUGGAAACGGCCGGCAGCCAAUACUACAAGCACUACCCAAUGGCAUCCCGGGCCCCUCAGCCGAAGCCAAUUGGACUGCACCCUAAGGACAAGCCCCUCCUCCAGGCCCAAGACCUACAUGCCCCAUUGGCUGCUGCGCUAAGCCCCUCCCCCCAGCCCAAGUCCAAGGUUUCCAAGGUGACACAUCCCCUGACCUCAAACUCCGCCUUCAAAGCCUGGGACACCGCCCACAACCACCCGCAUCAGCAGCCCCGUCCCCAGCAUCAACAGCAGAACAGGCGUCAGGCGUUCAACCACAAACGUCAGUUCAGUAUUGAGAACCUGCCUGAGCUUUUUAACCAGCCCUUGGGGUACGGGCGCCCCCCAAUGCAGCCUGCCCAGAGACAAUUCUCAACCAACAGCAAGACUGAAGUGACGGUCUAAACUACCAGUUAUAGCCCAGUUCAGUACAGAACAGUAAGUGCUGUGGUCUUCUCUGAAUUAACAGGCUGCAAAUGUGUGUCUGUGAACUUGUAAUCUAAUGUAACUGCUAGAGCCACACUCACUGACUCCCAGUCCCUCCCUCAGCUCUACUACAGCCACACUGCUUCCCUCCCAGUCCCUCUUCAGCUGUAACCACUAGAGCCACACUGCUUCCCUCCCAGUCCCUCUUCAGCUGUAACCACUAGAGCCACUCUGUAAAAUCAGUCUUUAGCUGGCUAUGAUCUUGUCUGGAGAAUUCUAAGUGCCAGGCACUGACACUGUGACUUUUCAAUUAGCCCCACCCACUCUACAUUUAUACAGACAGAGAGAGAGAGAGAGAGAGAGAGAGAGAGAGAGAGAGAGAGAGAGAGAGAGAGAGAGAGAGAGAGAGAGAGAGAGAGAGAGAGAGGGCGAAUUGAAAGAUCACAUGAUCUGAAUGGAAUGAACUCAAUAUUGGAGGAGCAAGAGAACCCAGAACUGCUCAGAAUGAUUGAACCAUCAAAUGCUCUAUAAAGUUCUGAACUAUUUCCUAUUGAGAUGACUGAAAGGAUUGGUUUAUUAACAGUCCAUUAAAUAGAAGUGAAUAUAUAUUUACAACUUAGCAAAAUUAAAUUGAGGCGUGAAAAUGAUGCAAGUCAAGUCGUCCACUUCAUUUGAUUUGAAAUGCGUUCUGCUUUUUUCUGUGUGGUUGAGUCUUGGAUCAAUGUAGAUGUUUGAGUGUUUCAAGUUCCAUUUAGAAAUGAGGCUAGGACAGUGAGCUAAUUCACCAGCCUCUCAUUCCUGCCUUUCACCUUCCUCUGGAGGCCUGGGUUCCAAUCUGGGGGGCUAGGUGGCACAGACAGACAGACAGACAGACAGACAGACAGUGGAUACCACAGCAUUAAACAUCCCAAAAUAAGCAAACACCAGUCUCUGCUUGUAUUACGAGACAAUCGGGAUCUGAGAGCCAGCGAAUACAGAAGGGGUGACAUCCUGGCCUCGGUUCUCUGGCUUGGUUUUUGGUGAAUGCCAGGCAGUGCUGUGUGGCCUCUCCUGUGUAAUAUAUUUGCUAUGGCAGGGGGUGGCAGCAGCAUUAGGUUGUCGAGGGCGCUGUGCGCAUAUUGGCCAGCCGGACCCGGGCACAGCUUAGUGCCGCCUUGCUGUGCUUCUCCGAGGACAUUGAAUGAAAUUCACUAAUCAGUGCGACUCGUCAAGCUGUCUGUGGAACGAAUCUAAAUGAACAGCCUGCUGUCACUGAAAUAACGUCUGUGAGCUUGUAAUGGAAUACUGUAACCACCAGACCACACUGCUUACCUCCCUCCCUCCCAGUCCCUCCUCAGCUCCACUAGAGCCACACUGCUUCCCUCCCUCCUCAGCUCCACUAGAGCCACACUGCUUCCCUUCCUCCCAGUCCCUCCUCAGCUCCACUAGAGCCACACUGCUUCCCUCCCUCCUCAGCUCCACUAGAGCCACACUGCUUCCCUCCCUCCCUCCCAGUCCCUCCUCAGCUCCACUAGAGCCACAUUGCUUCCCUCCCAGUCCCUCCUCAGCUCCACUAGAGCCACACUGCUUCACUCCGUCCCUCUGCAAUAGCAAUUUCAGCAGUUAAUUUCGCUCUUGUGUUUUGCUUAGUGUAGAAAGGCACUGCGGGCUACAUGCAUUGCUUCAUCUGUCUUUGUAGAUAAAGCUUGGCACUUUUGGUUCAAGCGAUUGUCGUGGCAACCACUGUAAAUAUCCCCCCCCCACCCCCCCCACCCCCCCCACCACCACGAGUCGAGAACAAUCAGCGACUGACAAUCCUGCCAUUGUGAGGUACUGUAUGUUUUGCGAUGUGAAUUACACUCAGCUCCACUAUCUGUCUGUGCCACCUAGCCCCCCAGAUUGGAACCCAGGCUUCCAGAGGGAGAGGAAA